This is a messenger RNA of Tripterygium wilfordii, 918 nucleotides long. Its product is annotated as 39S ribosomal protein L47, mitochondrial-like. Bases 155 to 580 code for a protein of 141 amino acids. Lineage: Eukaryota; Viridiplantae; Streptophyta; Magnoliopsida; Celastrales; Celastraceae. Gene Ontology annotation, biological process: mitochondrial translation. Gene Ontology annotation, cellular component: mitochondrial large ribosomal subunit; mitochondrial ribosome. The record is from RefSeq and is a predicted model, not a curated record. Gene Ontology annotation, molecular function: structural constituent of ribosome. The transcript has 2 exons.
CCCUUUUCCUAUUGGCAUAUUGUUAUCAUCUCUAAAAUUCAAUCAAGCAAACGCACUCUGUCCCAAAACUGUUCAUUAAUUUGACUAAUGUUUUGAGGCAAUUUCUUCGUUUGCGAUAUCAAGACUUGGCUUUGAAAGUCGUCUGCUCAAAGCCAUGUUUAUGACAAGAUUUGUUGGGAGGAUGCUCUUAGCUGCAAAGUCUGAAAAUUCUGCAGCCUCCACAGCUGCUGCUUCUACAGCAACAUUAAUAAGAAACCCCCUCGAGGAGUUGUUUGAGAAAGAUAGGGGUCCUGAAGAUGAAAAACCUGUUUAUGGUCGAAGUUGGAAGGCAACAGAGCUUCGACUAAAGUCUUGGGAUGAUCUUCACAAGCUUUGGUAUGUUCUGUUGAAGGAGAAGAACAUGUUGAUGACUCAGAGGCAGAUGCUUCAUGCACAGAACCUUAGAUUCCCUAAUCCGGAGCGCAUUCCCAAGGUAAGGAAGUCCAUGUGCCGCAUCAAGCAUGUUCUUACUGAGAGAGCAAUUGAUGAGCCAGAUCCCAGGAGGUCUGCUGAUAUGAAGAGGAUGAUAAAUGCAUUAUGAAGAGAUGGUAAAUGCAAUAUGAUGGUUCCAACUUGUUUGGUCCGAUUGGGUUUGCUGUUGAUGUAUUUGUGUUAUGUUACAUUCUUGAAGUACCUCAUGCGCGUAUUUAGGCCGUUUGGUGGAAUUUUUAAGUUAGCGUAAUCGCUCCACCAAACGGAGUCCACGCCUCGGACUCGAAAAAUGAUUAUGCUUGCUUGUACAUGCGCAAGCCUAGUUUCUGGCUACUGGUUAUAUAGCUCGAUAUCUUGAUGAUCAAGCUAUAUAUUGAUGUGACAAGUUUGAAAGUAUUUCUCCACUUAACCUUGUUAGUGAUAUGUAUACAUUGUUCUUGAUUUGAA